AUGAGGCUCCUCUCCUCCUCCUGUUGGGUCUCUCUCCCACUGGCAUCACCAUCAUCAUCAAUCACUAGAGCAGCUGUUCCAUAUAGAAAGUUGUGGAUUGGUGCCACAAACCUGAGGAUGGACAAGAAGAGAGUAGAAGGAAAGGAGCCAAGAGAAAAGGCGGGAGAGGGUAAUGUUCAAUUCAAGCCUGAGGUUCAUCAAAUACAACAACUCCUAACCACCGAGUCUUCUGGUGGUUGGGAGAAUUGUUGGGAGCAGGGAUUGACACCAUGGGAUUUAGGACGCCCAACACCAAUUAUCUUGCAUCUUCAUCAGACUGGUGCCCUUCCUAAGGGCAGGGCUUUAGUCCCUGGAUGUGGUUCUGGUUAUGAUGUGGUAGCAAUGGCAUGCCCUGAACGCUAUGUUGUUGGAUUAGACAUCUCACACAAGGCCAUUGAGAAAGCAGUAGAGGCAGACUUCUUCACUUGGCAACCUCCUGAGUUGUUUGAUCUCAUUUUCGAUUAUACGUUCUUUUGUGCUAUUGAACCAGGGUUGAGAUCAAGAUGGGCAAGCAAAGUUCAAGAAAUGUUGAAACCUGAUGGAGAGCUCAUAACAUUGAUUUUUCCAAUCAGUGAUCAUGUUGGUGGACCCCCAUAUAAAGUAUCAGUCUCUGAUUAUGAAGAGGUGUUGCAUCCCAUGGGUUUCAAGGCUGUAACCCUUGUUGAUAAUGAACUUUCCAUUGGAGCUCGCAAGGGAAGAGAGAAACUUGGAAGAUGGAAGAGGAAUACCAUAGCUAUCGCUUUGCUAUAUAAGAUUCACUUCAAUCAUUCUUUCAUUACUUCUGAUGCAAUGUGA
Dovyalis caffra is the source of this 834-nucleotide messenger RNA. The record is from the annotation of a GenBank genome assembly. NCBI's taxonomy places the organism in Eukaryota, Viridiplantae, Streptophyta, Magnoliopsida, Malpighiales, Salicaceae.